Messenger RNA from Symbiodinium natans, 807 nucleotides. The record is from the annotation of a GenBank genome assembly. NCBI's taxonomy places the organism in Eukaryota, Dinophyceae, Suessiales, Symbiodiniaceae.
AUGCUUAUGGUGCAGGUGCUUUCAAGGAAGCAUGUGCGAGAAGCACCCAAAAGCCUUCUCAGACCCAUGUCCUUGGAUACAGAGCAUGACCCAGAACGUAAAGAGGAUGUGCUCGUUGUCCUGACCUGCUUUCGGGAGUCGAAAGAGGAGCUCGCACACAGCGUCAGCACACUCAGUGGCACCCAGGCUGCCCGCUUGAUGGUGUUUGUGGAUGGUUUGCAGAAUGUCAGCGUGGAUGAGACGCCCGUGCCAAAGGAUGUGGCGACAUUGGCGUCUCUUUUGGCCCUGUUGCCUUCGGGCUGCGUGCUGCGAGAGCACGGCUGCGUGUGCAUCCGUGGUGAGAUUGAGGAAGGCGUUCCUUACGAGAUGUACGUCAAAGGCCCAGACUGGCCCCAGUCAAAGCGUGCUAGUCACGCGUUGUGCAUGUCUAUUCUACAUGCCGAUUCUGAUUGUGGCCGCCCCAACCCCAAAGCUGUUCUUUUCUUGGACGGCGACUGCCGUGUCGAGCCCACGCACCUGGGUGAGAUGUUCAGAUGCUUGCAAGAGCAGGACUUGGCGGCGUGUGGUCCUUGGCCAGUGCCGGAAAAGGUUCAUAGUUUCUGCCUGCUGGCACAGGCCGUGCGAGAUGUUAUCACGCAUCCUUUGGGCUGGAUGGGCCAGAAUCCCGCGGGCUCCUGCGCGAUGUAUUCCAUCGAGGCGGUGAGGGCAGUGCAGUCCGACUAUUGCGAUGGCGUCCGUGAAGAAUCGGUGCUCGAUUCGAUGAUGAUUGAGAAUGGAGAGGAUGCUUCCUUUACAACUGCACGAUAG